CUGGCUCUGUUGCCAAGGCUACCGUACAGCCUCUUGCUGCAUAUACCUAGACGAAGCUGCCGCCUGUGGAUCUCUCUCUCCUCCAGGAUAAAAACAACAGAAAACCCAUCAGACUUUUAUACUUCUUAUCCAUCUCUCUUUCACACACACACACACACACACACACACACACAUACGCACUCACACACAUCCGUAGAUUCUGCCUCUCCUAACCUCACACAGUCCUCUCGCUGUCCGUCUGUCUCCUUCUCACUCCUUUUUCUCCCAGACAGAGGAGCAGUAAAGGGAUUGGCGUGGUUCUUGGUGUUUGGCUCCUGGUCUUUGGCUCGGAGGGAGCAGAGCGCCAGAUGGCAAUGUGAAGACGGGCUCAGCCAGGGUCCAGUGGCACAGAAGAAGAGGAGGGGAGAUGAGAGAGAGGAGAGCAGAGAAGGCUCGACUCCGUGCAUACUGAUUCGACUGGAGCAAUCUGAAUGUAUUUCUGAGGGUGUCUGCUUAGUCUGGCUCGAAUCAUCCCUGCCUCUUAGGGAGGGAGCGAGAGGCUGAGAGAGGCAGAGAAAGAAAGGAGAGGGGAAGAAAUAUUGACAGUUUACUGUGUCGCCUUACAUCACCAUCCUCCGCUCAUGAAAGCACAGCUGGGAGCUGACAAGGGUGCUACUCCACUGAACCUGUCUCAGCGUGACCAGUUGAGUUUGAGUCGUAAGGCGUCUCUGCUGUACGUGUAGCAUUUUGGACACAACACGAUUUGUCUCACAAUGGCUGACAGCGGCUGGUUGCCACAGGAUACAGGAUUUAACUUGAUCAUGUGAUCUGACUCCCUCCCCAGUUCGCUGCCAUCUAUCAUAGGGGGAUCAUGACCCGUCGGCUGAGCAGCUCCACCCGUUCCCACACUGAGGACUCCAUUUUCCUGAGGCCCGAUGAGGACCCCGUCUGGCUGGAUGAGCCCACAAAGACUGAAAAAAUAGGCGACGGAGUCCUUAAAAAAGAUGGACUCCCAAAAUGCAAAGAUGGACCCACAGGGGGCCAAAGCAAACAGGGAGAGGAAGUGUUUAUGCACAAGGUGUACGCGCUGGUGAUUGAGAUCCACUGCUGGGCUGCACUGUUUGUCGUCUCCCAAGUCACAGGGUACUGGGUGUUUUUUGUGGUGGAAGGAAACGGGCCGCUCUCUUCCAUCUACAAAGCACUGCAGAUCAUUGACUUCUACCUUGGCUUUGUCUUACCCUGCUACCCGAUUUUCGGAAUGGACUCCAUGGUGUUGAUGAGGGAGGUGGUAAACACCAAACAGCACAACUGGAUUGUCCAUGGAACUGCAGGCAUUGGGGUAGCCAUCUGUGUUCUCAUGGUCAUCCACAUGGUGUGUAAGUGGCAUUAUGGCACUGGCUUGUGGUCGUCAGGAACAGUUUCGCGGGACAUUGGUGAUAGGCGUCAGUCUGUGAGCCGCCAGCCCUCCUUCACCCUGUCAGAGUGGACGGACGCUCAGGAGGAUCUGCUGGACAUGGACCGUGUACCCCAGACGCCGGUCUUUGAAAUGGGCACCGACACCAGGACGGAGGGUGAUGCCGCCACCCUCACAGUCACACCAGUGGGGCUUCAGGAGAGGAGGGGCUCCAAUGUUUCCCUGACCUUGGAUAUGUGUACACCGGGCUGCACUGAGCCCUACGGCUACGGUGCCCAGCUCUCCCCCAGAGACCAGUCGGCCCAGGAGUACCUCAGAGAGGGAACACACACCUUGACCCCUGCCAUGCUACACACACGGGCCAUGGAGGACCAGAGCCUGCAGGCUGAGUUUUAUGAAACUCCCAUGAACUUUGUGGACCCUAAGGAGUACAACUACCCAGGGCUGGUGAGAAAGAACCGCUACAAAACCAUCUUACCCAACACACACAGUAGAGUGAUCUUGAAGUCACAAGAUGAAGAUGAUUUCCUCACUACCUACAUCAAUGCUAAUUAUCUCAAAGGUUAUGGGGGUGAGGAGCGUGCAUACAUUGCCACCCAGGGUCCUACCGUGAACACAGUGGGAGACUUCUGGAGGAUGGUGUGGCAGGAGAGAAGUCCAAUCAUAGUGAUGAUUACCAACCUGGAGGAGAAAAACGAGAAAUGUGCAGAGUACUGGCCUGAGGACACUGUGACCCAUGAGGGCAUCGAGAUCACCGUUGUCACGGUAACCCAGGAGGAUGACUACAGUCUAAGGGUGUUUACUUUGAAGUGUGAGGAAGAGGAGCGCAGUCUGCGGCAGUACUGGUACACCUCGUGGCCUGAUCAGAAGACUCCAGAUAAGGCACCACCUCUUCUGGAGCUGGUGCAGGAAGUGGAAAGGGCCCGAGAGGAAGCCCCACCCUCCGCUGGCCCUAUAAUUGUCCACUGCAGUGCUGGAAUUGGUCGAACUGGCUGCUUCAUUGCCACCUCCAUCCUGUGCAAGCAGCUGAGGACUGAGGGUGUGGUUGACAUCCUGAGAACCACCUGCCAGCUCCGUCUGGACAGGGGUGGGAUGAUCCAGACGUGCGAGCAGUACCAGUUUGUGCAUCAUGUUCUCAGCUUGUAUGAGAAACAACUGUCUCACACUGCUGAGGAGUAGAGUGAGCACCAUACAGCCACACCCAGACCGAGACACACCACUGUACACUGUACCGCCUCUGGUGGUACACACCACUGUACCUAGCAUCAUCUCAAUCUCACCCUUUAACAAGUUCUUACCAUGUUAACCUUUCCACCCAAGACAGGAUCGCUCAGACAGGACUGAAUGGUUGACAUGAAUUCUGUGCUUAUUGUAUGUCUUGAGCAGAACAAACAUUGGGGUUAGGAUUUGAGAUAGCCCCCAAAAAUCCAGAAAUAAUCCAAGCCCACACUCCUGACAUCAUUUCAUUUGCAGUGCUGAGGUCGUCAAGACCUCAUUUAAUACUUAGUCUGAAAUAGCCCCCGCACAUACUAUAUGUACCAUUAUCAAAAAGUUUAACUGGAGCUGAAGUAUAAUCAGAUCACCUGCGACAGUGUCAGUUUGCUGUAAGGAGGAAAUUCAAAUUCAGUAUCAAUAAUAAGGGCCCUUUACAUUACAAAUGCCAGCAUAAUUUCAAUCUACAGACGUGAUCAAAUGCCAGCCUAAUAUUAAACACUGUAUAGAUGUAAAAGUCCACAUAAAACAUAAGUUAACUCAUAUCUUUUCUUGUUGACUCUCAUUGACUCUGACUUUUGAUGUAAAAAAAUCAUUAUGGAGGGCCUGUUUCAACUUUUGAUGCGUUCAGGAGCCACCUCAUCUUCAGGUUGCAUGGUGCUAAGUGUUCAUUAAAGGCAUGUGCAAUGUUAUGGAACAUAGGAAUGUAUAACAAUUAGGUUAUUAAUUAAAUAAUUAGGAUUUCUGUGCAAUCUACAGUAUUACAGUUUUACCAUGCUGCCUGUGCAGUCCUCAUGGCCCAUAAUGUUUACAGUAAACAACUCCUGCAUUAAGGCCACAUAGACGUACACUCAGAGGCGUCACAGAGCCGCUGACACUGAGGGGACAGAGGCCAGGAAUAGAAUCAGACCGUCAAUAAAAAUCAAUGAAAAGACCAAUCAAAGCUCUGGAGAAUGUGACAUAUACACACAGGGAAGUGUAAUGCAGAGGAAAGCAAAACAUUGCAUCAAAAAAUGCUCCAUAGAUUGAUUAUCUUGUAAAUGUUCCAUUACUAUAAUGAAGCUUAGCGCCCUCAGAGUGUGAUGAUCUGUGAUGCCUCUGCUUUAAACAGUAGCUUGAACACAUCCGUGAAGUUAGAAGCCCAUGAUUGUUGUAUAGACAGGCCAGACCUAAUCUGUAUGAAGCACAAUAGACCAACUAAGGUUGUCUCUGAUGUUCAGCUGUAAAAGUUUUUUUUUUCUGUAUUGUGUUUUGAUUGUGUUGAGUUUAAUGGAUUGCAUGUGCUGUAUGGGACUCCAUAGGUCCACAAUCAAAGCGACGUGAUUGGUUGUCCUGCUUUUUGUUGUGUAAAAGGGUUUAAGCCUAUUAUAUUGCUUGCUCUCGGCCAAUGCUUUUGAUACAGUUUGCUUUUGUGAAACCAACCAGAGAUAUUUUUAGAACAUUUUGAUACAAUCCUUUCGAGUAGAUGCCUUGUGUAUAUUUCCGUUUACACCAUGAUGGAAUGUAGCUCAUACUGUGGAUCAAACCAUUGGUUUAUACUGCAAGAUUUGACAGAACAAAAUGUGACAACUACCUAAGUUACCUUACAGUAUAGAAAAUAAGUAGAUUAUGUUCAGUCUUCAGUAUUAUUACUUUCUGCCUUUAGGCUUUGCUUUAAUAUGCUUUGCUUUCUGUGUAUGUUUUUAUGGUUUUCUUGGAGAAUUUUACCUCAGACUGAGUUUUUACGCAGUCCCCACUCGAUUCUGUCUGUGACUCUAGGCCCCUCUCAGUUGACAACACGAGAAAUAAUUGCUAUGUGUAAGGCAGCUAAAACAGUGAAGACAGUUUUAUAAGUAACAAAAAUCACACUCAAACAACUUCUAUCUUGACUUUAAUGCAUCAGAUCAACAGUCAUGAACAUUAUCAGAGGAUGAAAUUAAUUAUGUGAACUCGGACCAAUUUAUAAACAUCAAAUCAACUAGCAAAUUAAACUGCCAAAAUGACCUUUUACAGGAAACUAGGACUGAGAUUGAUAAGAAAUGCAACCAUCUAUUUUCAGACUUGUGACAUAAUCCUCUGAUAAUGUCCAGUGUACUUAACUGAAAAGCUUUUAUUUUGAGUGCUUCUUUUCAAAGCUUACCUGCUCCUCCUCUGAUCAAAAUGGGGAUGACGAAAUAGCCAAACAGUCAGACAUACAACCAACCAGCAAUUAGUAUUCCUCUCCUCUGCUACAGUAACGCUUUAAGUUGUGAGUUUUUGCAUCCAAAUAAAGGUAGAUUUUCAUGAA
Micropterus salmoides (largemouth bass) is the source of this 4871-nucleotide messenger RNA. Its product is annotated as tyrosine-protein phosphatase non-receptor type 5-like. The coding region runs from base 851 to 2572 and encodes 573 amino acids. Lineage: Eukaryota; Metazoa; Chordata; Actinopteri; Centrarchiformes; Centrarchidae. Gene Ontology annotation, biological process: protein dephosphorylation. The record is from RefSeq and is a predicted model, not a curated record. The transcript is spliced from 15 exons. Gene Ontology annotation, molecular function: protein tyrosine phosphatase activity.